AUGGUUAAAACUCUCGACGUGGAUAGUUUGAUCGACCAAUUGACUUUAGAAGAGAAAAUCUCUCUUUUGGCCGGGAAUGACUCCUGGCAUACAGUUCCCAUCCCCCGACUCGGAAUUCCAUCUCUUAGGGUCAGUGAUGGCCCCAAUGGGGUCAGAGGAAUUAAGUUCUUCAACGGGGUGCCUUCCAACUGUUUUGUGUGCGGAACCGGUUUGGCUGCAACUUUCAACAAACUGCUUCUCAAAAAUUGUGGGCAGAUGAUGGGACAAGAAGCCAAAGCUCGGGGUGUCCACUGCAUCCUUGGCCCCACCUGUAAUACAGCACGGUCGCCGCUCGGCGGUCGUUCGUUCGAGAGUUACGGCGAGGACCCGGUUUUGUCGGGGUACGCGGCCGCCAGCAUCGUCGCGGGAAUCCAGCUGGAAAAAGUCCUGGCAUGCUUGAAACAUUUUGUAUGCAACGACCAGGAGGAUGAGAGAAAAGCGGUUGACACCUACUUGACGGAACGGGCGUUGCGGGAAAUCUACAUGAAGCCAUUCCAGAUCGCUCUUCGUGAUGCCCACCCCAACGUAAUUAUGACUGCCUACAACAUGAUCGACGGCGAGCAUGUUUCGCAGUCCAAGCGGUUUUUGCAGCAAAUCCUUAGGCAUGAAUGGAAGUUCAAUGGAGCUGUCAUGUCCGAUUGGUUUGGCACAUACUCCACCAAAGAAGCUUUGGAUGCCGGACUUACCCUCGAAAUGCCCGGUCCUACACGGUUUCGGCAAAUCGUACAAACCUCUCACAAAGUGUAUUCCAAUGAGAUCCACACCGAUACCAUUGAUCAGAAUGUGCGGGAUCUCUUGAACCUUGUCAACGAAAGCAUCAAACCCGAUAUCGGCGAGAACAUCGUGGAGCGUGAGAACGAUGACCCGGCGGCCGAGGCGUUGUUGCGUCAAUCAGGGGCUGAAGCGGUGGUAUUGUUGAAGAAUACCGGGAUCUUGCCAUUGGACAAGAAAACCCCCCAGAAAAUCGUCAUCCUUGGCCCCAACGCCAAGGUGUGCCAGGAUUCAGGCGGGGGCUCUGCAUCAAUGGCGGCCCGGUACAAAAUCACCCCUUUUGAAGGUAUUGUCAAAAAGGUCAAGGAAGGUGGAAAUAAGGCCACCAUCGAGUACGCCAUUGGGGCACAUCUUGACAAGAACCUCCCAGAUGUAGCUGAUGUGUUGGUAUCAAAAGGUGGUAACCUGGGCAGCAUUUCGGUGACGUUUUACCAGCACCCAUCCGGAGUCGAAGACAGAAAUGAGCUCACAUCGUUUGAGAUGACCACCACCAAAGUGUUUUUGGCCGACUUCAAAGCCCCCAAAUUGGACCCUAACGAGCUCCUUUACUAUGCUGACCUUGAAGCUCACUACAAGGCCGAAGAGUCGGGCACCUACGAGUUUGGAUGUUCCUGCCUUGGAAGUGCGCAGCUUUUCAUUGACGGCAAGUUGGUGGUAGACAACAAAACCAAGCAGGUGAGAGGCGAGGCUUUCUUCUUGGGUAUGGGUACUCGUGAGGAGAAGUCCGACGUGCAAUUGGUGAAAGGCCAAACUUACCACAUCAAAGUGGAAUUUGGAACUUCGCCCACCGCGUUGGUUGCAAAAGAGUUCAAAGAACCUGGGGGUGUGUACUUCGGAUUCAGAUUGAAGUCCACCCCCAAAGACGAGUUGGCAAAGGCUGUUCAGAUCGCCAAAGAUGCCGAUACUGUCAUUGUAGUUGCAGGGUUGUCAAAGGAAUGGGAGUCAGAAGGGUUCGACAGACCAAACAUGGAUAUACCCGGUUACACCAACCAGUUGAUUGAAGAGGUCACCAAGGUCAACUCCAACGUGAUCAUCGUCAACCAGUCAGGCUCCGCCGUGACCAUGCCAUGGAUAGACAAAGUCCAGGCGGUGGUACAUGCUUGGUUCGGAGGAAACGAGACUGGAAAUACCAUCGCAGACGUUGUUUUUGGCGACUACAAUCCCAGCGGGAAGUUGUCGAUGACGUUCCCCAAGCGGGUGGAGGAUAACCCAGCGUUCUUGAACUUCGGGUCUACCAACGGUAAAGUGUGGUACGGUGAAGAUGUCUAUAUUGGAUACCGAUUCUACGAGAAAACAAAGACAGAUGUGUUGUUUCCAUUUGGGUUCGGAUUAUCUUACACUAACUUUGAGUUUUCCAACUUGAAGAUCAAACCCGUGAAAAGCGAAAUCCACGUAUCGGUGACGGUGAAGAACACUGGCAAGAUUAAAGGUGCUGAGGUGAUUCAGGUGUAUGUUUCCCCGGUGGAGUCGAAGAUUCCCAGGCCCAUCAAGGAGUUGAAAAACUUCGACAAGGUCGAGUUGGCUCCUGGAAAGAGUGUUAGUGUUACUAUUCCGAUUUCUAUCAAAGAGGCCACUUCCUAUUGGGAUGGGUAUAAGAACAAAUGGUCUUCUGAUAAGGGUACCUACAAGGUUUUGGUAGGUAACAGUUCGGAUAACAUCUUGGUGGAGGGUGAGUUUGAGACCGACAAGUCGUUUAACUGGCUCGGUCUUUAA
Molecule: messenger RNA, 2523 nt
Organism: Yamadazyma tenuis ATCC 10573
Lineage: Eukaryota; Fungi; Ascomycota; Pichiomycetes; Serinales; Debaryomycetaceae
Gene: BGL5
Product: beta-glucosidase H
Biological process (GO): glucan catabolic process
Molecular function (GO): beta-glucosidase activity
Source: RefSeq, a predicted model, not a curated record